AACGUGUGGAAGUGAAAGGAAGGAAAGGAAUCCAACAACAUUGGAGAAGUUUGGCAAUGGCAUCUGCUAUGGUGAAUCGAGCGAUGAAAUUGAAAUCAGCUGCAGCUCUUAUGAUUACGAGGUCUUACGCAAAGGUUGCAACUGGGACUGACAUAGUCUCGGCUGCACCCAAUGUUUCUCUCCAGAAAGCUCGUACCUGGGACGAAGGCGUCGCUUCCAAGUUCUCCACCACUCCUCUCACUGACAUUUUCAAGGACAAGAAAGUUGUCAUCUUUGGCCUCCCAGGUGCAUACACAGGGGUUUGUUCAAGCAAACAUGUUCCUCCUUACAAGGAUAAUAGUGAGAAGUUUAAGGCUAAGGGGAUUGAUUCUGUUAUUUGUGUGGCUAUCAAUGAUCCAUAUACUAUGCAUGCGUGGGCUGAGAAUCUUCAAGCCACAGAUGCUAUUGAGUUUUAUGGGGACUUUGAUGGUAGCUUUCACAAAAGCUUGGAAUUAGUUACUGAUCUCUCUGGUGCUUUACUUGGAACUCGAUCUGAAAGAUGGUCUGCAUAUGUGGUAGACGGAAAGAUUAAGGCUCUUAAUGUUGAAGAAGCUCCCUCUGAUGUCAAGGUUUCUGGCGCAGAUACCAUUUUGGGACAGAUUUGAAGUAUCUGUUAGUUUGUAUGUAUGUAGAAAGUCUACAAUAUAAUAAUGUACCUGAUCAAAUGUUGCAACUCGAGAGUUUCUGUUGGAUCACUUAUUUUUGAGUAUUGGACUUCUUUCUGUUGUCACUGAUCCCUUUUUCCCGGAUGCAAUGUUAUAGGCAGAAAUAAGUUUCUGGUAUGCAUUAUUAUCAGAUGUAUGUUUGGUAUC
Messenger RNA from Gastrolobium bilobum, 851 nucleotides. RefSeq names its product peroxiredoxin-2F, mitochondrial. Gene Ontology annotation, cellular component: mitochondrion; cytoplasm. Lineage: Eukaryota; Viridiplantae; Streptophyta; Magnoliopsida; Fabales; Fabaceae. Gene Ontology annotation, biological process: cellular response to oxidative stress; hydrogen peroxide catabolic process; cell redox homeostasis. The transcript is spliced from 5 exons. The record is from RefSeq and is a predicted model, not a curated record. The coding region runs from base 57 to 644 and encodes 195 amino acids. Gene Ontology annotation, molecular function: thioredoxin peroxidase activity.